AUGGGCAUGUACUCGGUGACCGUUCUGUGGCUACUUCCGGUGCUGGCGCUGGCGCUGCCCGCCAACGACAAGCCCGGAAGCGACAACGACCUGAUGGCCACCAUCUACAGCGACUGCCUGAAGAAGGAGUCCGCCCACUGCAUGAAGUACAAGGUAUUCUCGUACGUGGACAAGAUCCUGGCCGACAAGGAGGAUAUCACGCUCACGGACGGCAUCACCGUCGUCAAGACGUCCAACGCCGAGGAGGGCGCCCCAAGGUCCAUCGAGUCCAGCGACCUGGAGACGCUGUUGUUCGAUAGAAUGGGCAGGUUCCUGAGGACCCACACGGUUAAGGUCGAUCUUAAGGGCACCGACAUCCUCGGGGCCAUCGAAUCCGCUGGUCGUAGCUUCGAAGACUUCACCGACAAUGCCGUCGAGAGUCGUGGCAAGAAAAAGAAAGCCCAGAAGAUCCUCGGUCCGCUGAUGAUGGCCUUGGCGCUAAAGGCUGCAGCCCUGUUGCCAUUGGCCCUCGGUGCGAUCGCGGCUAUAGCUGGCAAGGCCCUGCUCGUCGGCAAGAUAGCCCUGGUGAUCUCCGCCAUCAUAGGUCUGAAGAAGCUGCUCAGCUCGAGCGGGAAGCACGUGACCUACGAGGUGGUGUCGCAUCCCCAUCACAGCAGCAGCCACGUCGUAAGCCACGACGACCCCCACGGCGGGGGUGGCUACGGAGGCGGCGGCGCUGACUACGGCGGCGGUUAUUCCGGCGGAAGUGGCCACGGCUGGGCCAGGAGUCUCCCCCAGGACGCCCACGAUCUGGCUUAUCGCGCCCAUCAACCUCAGCCGCAAGCGUGA
Messenger RNA from Colletes gigas, 828 nucleotides. RefSeq lists its product as uncharacterized. The transcript is spliced from 3 exons. NCBI's taxonomy places the organism in Eukaryota, Metazoa, Arthropoda, Insecta, Hymenoptera, Colletidae. The record is from RefSeq and is a predicted model, not a curated record. Bases 1 to 828 code for a protein of 275 amino acids.